Molecule: messenger RNA, 1956 nt
Organism: Saccostrea cuccullata (small rock oyster)
Lineage: Eukaryota; Metazoa; Mollusca; Bivalvia; Ostreida; Ostreidae
Exons: 2
Coding region: 724-1509 (261 amino acids)
Biological process (GO): DNA integration; DNA recombination
Molecular function (GO): DNA binding
Source: RefSeq, a predicted model, not a curated record
UACCUCAUAUAAAUAAACACUACUAAAAUAAAAUCUGAUUGGCUGAGAAGGUCACAUGACCGUCGUGUUUUCCCUGCAGCAAAACGUCGUGUUCCACCUCUUCGGAUAUCUCUUGUUUCACUUUCGUUUCCGGUUAAAUGAACAAAACCGAAAAGUUCCGAAUGACGCAGACGAUAACAAACAUGGCAAGGUUUCACCAGCCUGGCAGUGAGGAUUACGCAUUAUUAUUGAAUGAAAAGGACGCUAUCAACACAAAAAAAGCUACAAAAGUGGCAGUAAAAUGUUUCCGUGACUUUUUGGCAGAAUGCUCUGAUCUGACAGCGGAUUUUGAGGUUUUAUCCGUAGAGGACCUAAAUAAAGCACUGAAGUCCUUUUAUGUGGGAGCUAGAAAAACGACAGGAGAGCAUUUUAAGAAAAGUGCUUUACAAAACAUCCGUUAUGGGAUAAAACGUUUUUUGAAAGAGAAAAGAAACAUCGACAUUGUGAAUGACUCAGAAUUCAAUGAAAGUAACGAAAUAUUUAAAGCAGUUUCUACAGAUUUGAAAAGAAAAGGGCUUUGGGGGAAUUGAUCACCACCCUCCAAUAUCCGAGAAAGAUCUCCAGAAAUUGUACAGCGUCGACACCCCAGUAUUUGACACCAACACUCCAUAUGGAUUACAGAGAAAGGUUUGGUUCGAAUUAACUCUGUACCUAUGCAGAAGAGGCAGAGAAAAUUUGAGGUCCAUGACGAAAGACACAUUCAAGAUAGCCAGAGAUGACGUUGGUAGACAGUAUGUGUAUCAGUCCAUUGACGAGUUGGAUAAGAAUCACAGAGCAGAUGCAGCAGGGAGUGUAACAGAUGGGCGAAUGUACGAGUUACCAGGAAACAAGAACUGCCCUGUGUUUUCAUUUCAAAAGUAUUUAUCCAAGUUAAAUCCCAAUAAGAGUGAUCUAUGGCAGAGACCCCGAGAUUCAUUUGACCCUGAUGCGGAUGUAUGGUAUGUAAACGCAUCUGUAGGGAAAAAUUCCUUGGCCAGUUUUAUGUCUGACAUCUCAAAUGUGGGAAAACUUUCCAAAAUUUAUAGGAACCAUUCUGUCCGUGCGACAAGUAUCACAGUAUUAGAUGUGGCUGGUAUCAGUGGGCGACAUAUAAUGAAAGUUUCCGGCCAUAAGUCUGAGACCUCACUCAAAUCAUACUCCCACUUUAUAAGUGACGGAAAGAAGAGGGAAAUAUCAGAAACCCUUAGUGCAGCCCUCGGACACCAACAUACAACACAGGAAAACGUAAUCCCAGAAACAGUCACGGAAAAUCUUAGUGAUCUAGCCAGUGUUUUUGCAGAGGACUUUGAACUUAAUCCUCUCGAUAAUGUUCAGUCGAAUGUCGAGCUUUCAAAUGUUCUCCUUGAAAUUGAUCAAAGGAAGCUUGUGUCCCAAAAUCAGCUGGAUGUGUCUAGUAGAGGACCUGGAUGGUUUAGGCCAAAUUUCUCGGGAAAUUGCCGAGUCCAAAUAAACAUAAAUUAUCACAAGUAAUGAACUUUUUGAUGAGACUGAUUUAACAUGUUGAAUUUCAUUGCUUUAUCUAUUGUUACAAGACUGAAUAUAGUUUUUUUUCCAGUCUAAAAACAUUUAUAAUACUUGUUUUGUGUUAAAAAUGUUAUAAUUACAUAUUUCUUACGUUAUAUUAAACAAAGAAGUUAGAUAUUAUAUUUAAAUUAUGAUAUUUCUGGAAUUAAUUUGCUAAAUUUUGUCUGUUAUUACAUUUGUUAAUUUUUCUUAUCUGUGAUACAAAGCAGUUAAUUUUUUUUGUUGUUGUGAAAUUGUGAUAUUUUUCAGUUAGCCAAACUUUUGUCUGUUAUUAAAAUUGUUAAGUUUUUCUUGUCUGUGAUACAAAGCAGAAUGGAUUUUUUUCAGAGAGAGUAGGAAAUGGUACAUGUUUCAUGCUGUUUCUCAGUUCUUACUUGAACAGUUGUUAAAAUU